Molecule: messenger RNA, 1074 nt
Organism: Coprinopsis cinerea okayama7#130
Lineage: Eukaryota; Fungi; Basidiomycota; Agaricomycetes; Agaricales; Psathyrellaceae
Exons: 2
Coding region: 1-1074 (357 amino acids)
Source: RefSeq, a predicted model, not a curated record
AUGCCGAGAACAGCGAGCUCAAUGGCCUUGUACCCUGCGCCCUCGCCACACCGCACUGAACCCGUUAUCCAGCCCAGCUAUUACACUUCUUCCCUAUUUGUCGAUCCUUUACGCUCUGACAUUGAUGACCUCCUCUCCUCAGUUUGUGAUCAGUGGCGACAGCGUCCUCAAGCACCGUUCUCUCUCUUCAAGUCCAUUUGGUGCGCCAAAGGAUGGAAAUGGUACCAUUUAAAGACCAUCAACGAUAGGAGUCGAGAAGCGUUUCUCCACGUAACCUGCCGUCUCUUCCUUGAGAAAGCACACAAUCAAAACGACCCUCUGUCCCAGUCAGCGGCGUUGCUUGCACUGUAUACUCUCUUUUCAAGUCAGCCAGAAGACACUGUUCCUCGUCUCUGGCGUCUCCAUCACAUCCCGAUCCCAUUGAAUGUCCACUCUGAACUGUACUCUCUGCCCAGUCGCUUGCAAGACCCAAGCAUGAAAGCUAUUCAGUCAUCCGUUGUCUACAUCCUCAACACCCUCUCCGAAAAGAAUACCUUCCUUUUGAUUCUCCCUACCCAGUGUUUUGCACAAAAUCCUCGCACUCUUCCUCGCGAGAUAUACCUCGGCCAAGGAUCAGCCAUUUCCCUAGAUAAGAGGAAGAAGGGCCGCCCAUCUAAGAACGACAAGUCCAGGAGGGUAAAAGAAAAGAUUGACCAUGUGGAAGCAUGGCUCAGCAAGACCGAAUCUUGGGCGACAGCAGCCUCUUCCGACGGCGCGACGAGUGAAACCCAGUUCAGCGAAUAUCUUCAACACAAAACAAAGCUGUUACAGUCUAUCGACGCUCAGUUGCCCACCUCCGAUGGUCGCUCCGCGAUAGCCAAGGCGAACCAUUCCGUUCUCGCUCGCCUGAAAGAAGUUCGUACUCUCCUCUCAAACGAUAACUUCCCACCAGAUCCCCUCGAAGGCGGGACCGGCAUACAACGCAUUGAGAGUGCCAUCCAGGACUUCCACAAGGGCAAAAACACAGGUAUCCUUGAGCUCUUGGAGGGUUCAGGGCUCGGACACGGCGGAUGUCAAUCGUCGUCUUCCGGAUGA